UACAAUUAUAAUUUCAACAAUGUUUGUCGUGUGUUUUUAAUUCAGUGAUUUAGUUUAAAGUGUAUACAUCAUGAAGAAUAAACCUUUGAGGCAUAAAGCGGACAAUGUCUUCAAGUUUCAACGUUUCGCUGAACGUAUAUCGCAAAUAGAUGUAGAUGUGGUACACAAAGUACCUCACAGGUAUGAGGACCAGGAAGAGGAAGAAAUUUCCAGCAAUUUCCACAAAGCGAUAGAAAAAUGGGAUUUGCUAAAUUUAACAGAGAGUUAUGAACUUUUCAAGAAGGAAGCAAAACCCAGAAACAUUGUGACUUUACCUCAGUUGCUACACAAUAAAGAUCAUGUUGUUAAAACAUUGAUAAAACAUCUUAAAUUUAAUAAUAUCCUGUGUCAGCAGCCUUUGUUAGAAAUUGUUUCAGCUGUGGCUCAGGAUCUACACAAUGACUUUUAUGAGUAUUACAUAGAUAUACUAGACACACUAGUAGGACUACUGAAAACUAAAGAAUCAGAUCUUAUAGAGUGGACAUUUCAAUGUUUAGCCAAAGUCUUUAAGAUUCUUUGGAGAACUUUAGUUAAAGAUAUUGGAAGAGUGUUGACUACUCUAUUACCGCUUCUUUCAAGCAAUUAUCCAGACUAUAUAACGGAUUUUGCCGCUGAGAGUUUCGCAUUUGUGGCGAGAAAAGUCAAAGAUCGUAAUACUUUUCUGAAACUUAUACUGAAAUCAAUCAAACAUGAAAAACAAGUUAUUAUUGGUUGUGGUAAACUGCUGUUCCAAGUGCUUCAAGGGAUUGAGGGACAAUUUCAUAGCUGCGCAGACACAUUCUUUCCGUUUUUGUUGCAAUCUUUGGGUAACGAGAAAUUGCCUCAAGAUGAACUGUUCGAAAUCCUCGAACAAAUUAUCAUAAAUAUAUCGGAAAACAUUAAAUUGGCUAAAAUUGAAUUGGUGUGGAAGUCUUUCAACGAAAUCCUUCAAAAGUUGUUCAGCGAAUGGAACGCGAAAGCUGAAGAGUCAACUUCGAAACUUAUCGAUCAGAUCUUCACUUUGAUUGGUCAACUGAUCGAAUUAAAACAUGGAAAACUAUUGCCAACGCCGUCGCUUUUGAUACCGCAGAUCAAAACAGUGAUUGGGCUUAGCAAGUUACCUCAAGAGAUUUUAGUGAAAUCAAUCAACAUCUCGGUUCUUCUCCUACUGUCGCCUAAUAUAAAACUGAGUCAAGAGGAGGGCAGCGGUUUGAUCAGAAAGAUUUUGCUGAUCAAUAAUGCCGAUUGUUUAUUGCAUUUCGUUGCAAACACGUUAGAUUAUUCGACGUUCGAGGCUCAGAUCCUACCGGUUUUCUUGAAGUACUGCGUGCAAAGUGACUUUGAGAACAAGGCGGUGCGUUUGUUGUCAAAGAUAAUUCUGAGUAAAUCCGCUCUCUGCGAGGAUGGAAUUAAUUUCGGUAACUGGAAUAAGUACGAAAUUGACUUUAAAGGCAGCAAUAGCAAGAUAGAAGGUAUUAUUAAAUUGCAUAUAGUCAAGGUUGAUCUCGACAAGAUCGAGGAUUAUGUAUGCGCUCUGAUUUCGAUUCCGCACUUGUGCUUUAGCGAUUUGAGCGAUUUUCGUGAAAUUUUAAAGAAGAAUUUUGCCAAGGGAUGUGGUGAAAUUGAAGGAGAAAAGGACGAGGCAUUGUUAAAGAAGAAGUUAUUUUUGUUGCACCAAAACUUUGAGUGUUUGACUCAUAUCUGCGCCCCCAAAGAGUUGCUUAAUUUUGAGAAUGAUAUUAAGAAAUGCGUGCUUCCAUUGUGCACGGAUGUACGUUACGUGACUGCUCUGAAAAUUUUGGAUUUAUUCUAUACAGUACUGGCCAGUAAUGAGAAAAUUGUGAAUUCGAGUAUCCUGAAAGUCCUAGAUGAAAAGUUGCGGGUCAACUUUAAUUCACCGUAUCACAUGAUUCGUUUAUUGACUUGUCACGUGUACACUCUGUUUGAGCAAUGUCUCAGCAACGAGAUUAACAGGGAUGACUUGAACAUUUUCAAUCUGUGCUACAAUGUGGAAUCGAUUACUGCACAAGUGGAUACGUACCGUGAUCAGCUGUACUCCUUGGAGAAGUUGAGCUUCGAGAAACAAGAGAGUAGCAGCAGUUUGGAUUACAAAUUCGUGGCUGUUAGGUACAUGAGCGGUGUGCUGUACAUGAACUUCAAACUCUUAUGGGAGCCCACUGUGAAACUGAUUCAGAGUCAUGCACAUAGAAUGGACAAGAAUGAAUUUUGGCCAGUUUACGUCGAGAUUCUGAAGCAGGCCAACGGUUUCGUGCAGAAUCCACCAUCGAGUUUCAUCGAGUGUUUGAAUGUGGAAUUCGAUUUGAUCAACGAUUUGUACAGGAACAACUAUGAAAUCAAGGAUAAACCGGAUUUCAAUAAUCAUCGAAGGUAUCUGUGGAAAGCAUUGGCGCAAUUUCCAGAGUACGCCGAGAGCAAGAGCAAAGACAUAUCACAGCUUCUUUUGGAUUUCAUUAAAGAUGAAUAUUUGCGUUCCAAUUCGGAUAUUGCAUCGUCUUGCAAUAUAAAGAAGCAUGAUUCUGAUUUGGUGAAUGAAACUAUUGACGACGAGAUGGAAGAGCAAGAAGAUAAUAAAAUGGAAGACGACGAGGAAAGGGGUAAGAAGGAACUGGAAGAGAUCAAGAAGAAACUUAAUAGAGCUGGUCUAAUUACUGGACUAAGAAAUGCCACGCAAACGCUUCAGCAAUAUUUGGAAGUAUUUUCGAAGGUGCGCAAUCCGCGUUCGCUGUACAAAGAAACGGAAUUGUAUCAUUUGUAUUUGGACCUGUUGAGUCACAAGGAUUCUAAGAUUCAGAGAGCGGCGUUGGAUUGCUUGCUGACUUAUAAAUUCAAGUACUUAUUGCCGUACAAACAGAAUUUGUACAAUUUGAUCGACGACAAGGAUUUUAAAAAUGAGUUGACCAUGUUCACGUUGGGCAAGGAAAAUUCAACGGUGCAAGAGGAGUACCGAGCGGAUCUGUUGCCUAUAGUCAUGAAGAUAGUCCAUGCGAAGAUGAUCACUAAGUUCGGUUUGAGGAGCGGAGGAAAGUCUGGUGGAUUUGUCAGGAGGAAUCUGAUUUUAAGAUUCUUGGCCGGAUGCAAGAACACAGAGAUGAUGUCUUUCAUGAAAAUGUCUUUUAAGCUCUACAAUAAUUUCAUUAAGGAUGAUAUCUCGGCUAUGGUCGGUGAGAUUAUGGAGCAAGUGGAUCUGGAGAAUUUCCUGCCUCCUAAACGUAUUUUGAGCGGGGUUAAUCUGCUGGGCGUUGUCAUGAAGCAAUUUGGAAACCACAUGGAUGAGGAUCUUUUGCGGUACAUUUUAAAGAUUCUGUUUGUGGUAGGUGCUCACAUAAAGGGUGCCUACAAGAAUCGACCGGAGAUUUACAUCGGUUAUUUGCCGACGCUGAGGACGAUCAGGACUAGUUGCUUAAGUUUAGUGCAACAAUUCUUUGAGCAUUUCGAGGAUUUCGCUUGGACGGCUCAAGAGGUGAACGUACUGUACGACUUGUUCGUAUGGCCGUAUUUGGAUAAGAUGAAGUUCGAAUCGCUGAAAAGCCCUACGACUCUACUGAAACUUUUGUGUUAUUGGGGUAAAGUACCCAGGUACUUCUCAUUGUUGGUUAAAUAUCACACCGAUGAUAGACUGAUGAAUCCUAUGCAAUGCAUGAUGGAAUUAAUUUUGAAGAAGGACACGCACAUGAGUGUUAUUAAUUCGAUGCUGGAAACCGUGGAAAAGAUGUUGCGUUACGAGAAGAGCGAAGACGAAGAUAUGGUUCUAGCAAUACCUGUCGACAAUCUAUUGCCAAUAACGAAAGUAUCCGAACAGGUGCAGAUUAAAGGUAAAUUGAAUUAUGGCACAUCCAUUCUGGUGCCGCACGUUCUUUCCAUACUGGAAGUCAUUAGAAGGAAACUUAAAGUGCAUUCGAUAAAUCACGCUGAACUGUUCAUAUUGUCUCGGAUAUCCGAGCUGUCUUGGGAUUCCAAGACAAACGAGAUUAUCUUGAACCUUUUGCUGCCAGUGGUGCUGAAGAAGUGCGUUAGCAAUAAGGAUGAGGAUGUAAUAAUGAGAUACCUCGUAUCGAUAAAUAACAUGCUAAAGAUAGUGGAAACUCCAGAAGUAUACUUACCAAAAGUAUCUCCACUCUUUGGGUGUUCGAACUUCGUCACAUCGCGAAAAUUGUUGUGUCAGAUUUUGGAAACAAUGAGCAAAGGUAAUAAGGAUAUACAGGAUAUAUACGAAAUCGCCAACGGGUUAAACGCAUUCGAUACAAAAUGGGUGGAUCAACCGAAUUUCCAGAAACGUUUCGAGGCGUUCAAAAGGGUAAACGAGAUCGUUUCCAGUCAGAAACCUUUGAGCAAGGAGAUCGGAAUUUUGGUGAUUUACAAUUGUUAUUACAUGCUGAACAACGAAUCGGAUUUGUCGCUCAGAGAGAAUUCAUCGCAUUGCUUAAAAACAUUGACGCCGUAUUUGGUUAAUCAAGUGCCGCACGUCGAUCAGAAAUACGUAAUCGAAGAAACCAUUUUGGCAAUGAUCAAGGAUGGCAUGAAGAGCAAGAAGAUGAACUUGAGAAACGAAUGUAUUUCUUUGCUGGGUAACUUGGCCAGAGAGUGCGCCCAUACCAACGUUAUUCUUCAGGAUUUGAACAAGCUAACGGAUAAGCACGACUUGGAGGUGGAUUUCUUCGAGAAUUUGGUUCAUUUGCAGGUACACAGGCACGGUAAAGCGCUCACCAAAUUCAUGAAGGUCUUCAAGAACGAAAGUUCUUUGCCGAAGCUUCGAACACUCACCCAAUAUAUACUUCCGUUGGCCGCUCAUUACCUCUGCAACGAAACCUUCUCCACCAAACAUCAACUUAUCGAUACAUCCGCUGAAACCAUCGGCGUCGUAUGCAGACUUCUUCCACAGCAGAUCUACCUUGGCGUGCUGAAGUAUUACUUGAACAAGUUGAGAACGAGUUUCACCUAUCAGAAACAAUUGGUUAAGGUCGUCGUGCAAAUCCUGGACGCUUUCCAUUACGAUCUGAGUCAAGGCCAGGUUGAACCACCAAAAGUUAUACCACGCGUAGAGUAUGAGGAAGGUAAAGAUGAAGACGAGGAAGAGCAGCAAGAACCAGAAUUAGGAGACAUCGAGGAUGAGUUGGAGAAGGAGGAGUUUACGGAAACGGAAUGCAAACCGUUCGAUAAAAUCACUGUUCUAUCAAAGGCUACCGCCACGAAAUUAACUGGAACCAUUCAGGAAAUUUUGUUGCCUCAACUUCACAGAUCCUUGGCGACGUUAAGUCAUCGCGAUAAAGCGCACAAAUUGAAUAAGAAAAUGAAUUUAGUUGAGAAGGAGGAGGAAGAUCUGUUGAGGGUUCCAAUAUCUUUGGCUGUGGUGAAAUUGUUGCAACGCUUACCUAAAAAAAUCCUCGACACGAAUUUACCUGGAGUACUCAUGAAGCUUUGCACUUUCCUUAAAUCGAAACUGGAGAGUGUGAGGAGGACUGCGCGAGAGACGCUUCAGAAUAUUAUGAAAGCUUUAGGACCAAAGUACUUGAACGUCUUAUUGGAAGUAAUUAUUCCGCUACUCACCAAAGGUUUUCAAGUGCACGUUCUUGUAUUCACAAUACACGCUGUAUUGAAUACACUGAAAGACCAAUAUCAACCGACCGAUGUUGACAAGAUCAUGUUGAUGGUGAUCGAGAUUUGCAAAGCGGAUUUGUUUGGAAUCUUAUCCGAAGAGAAGUCGGUGGUCCGAUUGAUAGAGAAAACGUCGGAAGCGAAAUCGAUGAAGAGCUACGCAAUCUUCCAGAUUUUGGCACAAUACAUCACAGAUAAAUGCAUAAUGGAUUUGCUUUUACCUCUAAAACAAAUAUUAUCAGGAGCGCGUUCCUUCAAACAUGCUAAAACUGUGGAAGAGUGUUUGAGGAACGUCACGCUAGGCUUAAUUGACAAUCAAUUCAUUACAGUUUCAUCGCUAAUCAUGUUUGCUUAUGGCGUUUCUUCGGAAAGUAUUCCAAACUUUAUGAACAAAGAUGCUAAACCCGUCCAGGCUGCACCAGAGAAAUUAUUAACUGUCCAAACCGAUUCAUAUUUGAUACCCAAAGAACCGGUGGGAAGAACGAUGGCUUUACAAGCGAAGAACAGCGCAAACGCUCACGAGCAUAUUAUUAUCGAGUUCGGUUUGCACAUAGUUUAUUUCAUAUUGAAACGAGAGAAGCUUCACGACGAAGAACUCAAACCCUUGCUGGAUCCUUUCGUUAAAAUCUUCAGUGAGUGUUUAAACUCUAAGCACGUAAAAAUAAACACCGUCACAAUGCAAUGUCUGCAAUGGGUGGUGAAAAUGGAUAUGCCGUCGAUGAGGGAGAAUAUGAAAGACAUAGUGGAAUCGCUUUUCGCGAUUUUGCACAAAUACGCCACUCCGGGCUUGCAGAAGGGCGAUAAUUUCGAUUUGGUUGUUGCUGCAUUUAAGGUGAUGACCGUGUUUAUUCGCGAUGUAAAAUACGUGACUUUAGAUAAAGAUCAACUGAAAGUGUUGCUGCUGUACGUGGAGCAGGAUCUACACGAUAACGAUAAGCAAGCUAUCGCUUUUACUUUACUGAAAGCCAUCAUAUCGAGGAAAUUAGUAGCCAAGGAGGUUUACGAUAUUAUGCAGAAGGUCGCCGAGCUCAGUAUAAUCUCAGAAUUGACGCAUAUUCGACACCAGUCGAGGACAGUUUUCCUUCAAUAUUUGAUGGAUUAUCCGCUGAAGAACAAAUUCUACAAGCUGAUCGACUUCUAUUUGGCCCAACUGAAAUAUGAGGUGCAAGUUGGUAGGGAAUCUGCGUUGGAGAUGGUGCAAAGCUUCAUAAGGAAUUUGCCAUUGAAAAUCUUGAAAGAAUUAAGCCCAACAUUAUUCGUGCAAUUGGGAAUGAGGCUGGUGAACGAGGAUGUUCCAAGUUGCAGGAAAACAGCCGCCGAAUGUAUUCGAAGUGUUCUCAGUAAAAUUACGAAAACCGAACGCGAUCCAUUAUUCAAUAUGACUCUGAGUUGGCUGAAGGAUAAGAAAGUUCUGCACAAAAGGUUGGCUGCACAACUUUGCGGUUUACUGAUCAUAGUCGAAAAGGCGUCAUUUGAAGACCGUCUGCCCAACCUGAUUCCACUGGUAAUUCUGCAGUUCGGCCCGAUCAACGAAGGUCCCGGUAAAUGUGUGCUGUUAUCAAAAGACGAAGAAAUAAUUGAGACUGACGACAAACAGGAUAAGAACAAAGACCAUCAUCUCUAUCAAGUCCUGCAGAUGAUUCUAAAGCUGUGCACGAAUUGCCCUAACUUCUUGAAAGAUUCGCGAACCAUAGAAAACCUCGCCGUCCACGCCCAAUCUCUGUUAGCCUAUGACCACGAAUGGGUGAGAUUAGGUGCAGCGCAAUUUUUGGGCUUCAUCUUCUCAACCAUAGACAUAGAGAAACUGUCAAAGUUGCUGAUGAAUAACGAAAAACUAGAGGGUGCAGGAUUCUUGUAUUCAGAUCCGCACGGCGCAAUCAAAUCGUUGACGCUAGAUUUUUGCGCGCAGCUUCAACCGAACGCAAUCAAAUGUAAUUUGGCGGAGCAAGUCAUCAAGAAUCUGCUGUUCAUAGCUAAAGUCAUCAAGGACAUUCCGAUAUCAACCACCAAAGUCGUAAAAGAAAACAACGAGAUGACGAUUAAUCUCCUUUGGUUAGUGAAGUUGUUAAGAAAGUCCAUCAACUUGGAGAUCCGAAGUGGAAGUAUCGUAUUACGACACGAGAUCUUCAAAUGGAUCGGUGGAAUUGUGACUGUAAUGGAUUUCGAGGUUUACAAGCCGAUCAUGUUUCAUUUGAUGGCGCCUUUAGUCAGGGAAUUGACUACGUCCUCAAACAAUACGGUUGUCUUGAGGCGACUCGCAAAGGAUGUGGCGAAGAUUAUCAAGAACCGCGUCGGAAUCGACGUGUACACUGAAUACUUCUCGCAGAUCAAUCAGAAAUUGGAGAUCAAAAAGUCCACGAAGAAGAGGCAAGCUACUCAGUUGGCUGUGACGGAUCCAGAAGCCUUUGCUCAGAAGAAAAUCAAACUUAACGAAAAGAAGAAGGAUGCCAAGAAGAGGAAGAUAAGAAAGAUGAAAGAUGGAACUUACGUUAAACAGAAGGAGGUAGAUUUGGAGCAGGACAUGGAGGAGUAAUAUGUAAAUAAUUUAUAUAUGUUAAGAAAGAAACUAAAGAAUAAAUGUUAUAAUAAAAUA
Molecule: messenger RNA, 8224 nt
Organism: Nicrophorus vespilloides
Lineage: Eukaryota; Metazoa; Arthropoda; Insecta; Coleoptera; Silphidae
Product: small subunit processome component 20 homolog
Exons: 10
Coding region: 71-8164 (2697 amino acids)
Cellular component (GO): 90S preribosome; nucleolus; small-subunit processome
Source: RefSeq, a predicted model, not a curated record